Molecule: messenger RNA, 649 nt
Organism: Rana temporaria (common frog)
Lineage: Eukaryota; Metazoa; Chordata; Amphibia; Anura; Ranidae
Product: zinc finger protein 2-like
Exons: 4
Coding region: 118-630 (170 amino acids)
Biological process (GO): regulation of DNA-templated transcription
Source: RefSeq, a predicted model, not a curated record
UCAUCCAACAGGGAGGGGGCGGGACUCAUCGUUGGCGCCCCGCCCAUACCGGAAAAAGUUGAUUGGCUGGUGGUGAGGUGCAUGCCGGGAGGGGGCGGGCUUUGCUGAGACUGCAGAAUGGACGGCGAAGAGAAGAGGAUCUGGAAGGCUGUCCCGACAUUUGAGGAGGUGGCGGUUUAUUUCUCUCGUGAUGAAUGGAUGACUCUGAGCUCCUCCCAGCAGGAUCUUUACAAGGGCGUCAUGAAAGACAACUACCAAUCUAUUCUGUCCACAGGGUCUUCCAUACAGAAGCCAGAAAUUCUCUCUCGACUAGAAGAUGGCGGAGAGCCGUGGUUGGCCGGAGAUCGGGAGGAGAGGACGCACGUCGCUGGUCUAGGUGGAUCCAUUAAGAGAGAAGACGGAGAUGGAUGUGAUGAUCUUGGGCUCGGCAAAAUUCUUUAUUAUGAAGAUCCGGGUGAUAACAUCCCACCAUCGGGAAUAAAGGUGGAAGAGGAGACCCUCGAGUCCCCCUACCAUAGCAUCGCCUCUGAUGGGACCCCCGAAGACAAACCUCAUAUCUGUUGUCACUGUGGGAAAAUCUUCAGCUGCUACCAAACGGUUGAGAGGCACCAAAAGCGGUUUGCAAUAUGAAGAGACCCCAAUGGAGCUC